Molecule: messenger RNA, 1973 nt
Organism: Fomitiporia mediterranea MF3/22
Lineage: Eukaryota; Fungi; Basidiomycota; Agaricomycetes; Hymenochaetales; Hymenochaetaceae
Exons: 5
Coding region: 1-1941 (646 amino acids)
Molecular function (GO): histone deacetylase activity
Source: RefSeq, a predicted model, not a curated record
AUGGCACGCUCGGUUCUUCAUACUUUUUCGGACUCCAAACAUUUUGAAGACCGAAGAGGAAAACCGUAUGCCCAUCCUAUAACAGAACGUAUAAACCCUCAUUCGCGUCCUAUUGUCUCUUAUUACUUUCCAAAAGGCGUUGGUGAACAUCAUUAUGGCGAAAGGCAUCCGAUGAAACCACAUCGGUUGACUCUUACGAACGCCCUUGUUAUAGGAUAUGGCCUGGAUAAGCAGGUUCAUCACUUUUUCAAUCCAAAGCCCGCUACUCGAGAGGAACUAGAGGCCUAUCAUGACUCUGAAUACAUCGAUUUCCUCUCAAGGGUUACACCUAGGAAUCAAAACGAGAUGAAACAUCUCAUAGAUACGUUCAAUUGUGUGGAGGAUUGUCCGAUAUUUGCGGAUAUGUAUGAUUUCACGCGAAUGUAUGCCGGAGGGUCACUUGCUGGAGCUAGAAAGUUGUGCGCCGGAACGACAGACAUAGCUAUCAAUUGGUCUGGCGGUCUGCAUCAUGCUAAAAGGGGAGAAGCCAGUGGAUUUUGCUACAUCAAUGAUAUUGUUCUUGCAAUCCUCGAGUUGCUAAGAUACCAUCCCAGAGUAUUGUACAUCGACAUCGAUAUUCAUCAUGGAGAUGGUGUUGAACUAGCAUUCUGGAAUUCAAAUCGCGUCAUGACUGUUUCAUUCCACAAAUACACAGGCGACUUUUUCCCCGGUACGGGAAGACUCGAUGACAACGGCGGCGGACUUGGAAAACACUUUGCACUCAACGUCCCCUUACUUGAUGGCAUAGACGAUGAGAACUAUCUCUCAGUAUUUAGGACAGUUAUCGAUGAUACUGUCACAGCUUUUCGACCUUCUGCUAUCGUUUUGCAAUGCGGCGCAGAUUCAUUAGGAUGCGACCGGCUUGGUGCAUUCAACCUAUCCAUUGCUGGACAUGGUGAGUGUGUGAACUUUGUGCGCAAGUUCGGCGUGCCGUUGCUUGUUCUCGGUGGUGGUGGAUAUACGGUGCACAAUGUGAGUCGAUGCUGGACGUACGAAACGUCAGUUCUCGUGGGCUGCGAAGUCCCCGACGCGUUACCGCAAACACCUUACGACGCGUGGUUCGCGGACGAUUACACUCUUCAUCCUACUCUUGCAGGACGCAUCGACAAUCAGAAUACACCCGCCGCACUCCAACGCAUCACACGAAGCAUUCGUCAAAAGCUACGAUACUUACAAGGUGCACCUAGCGUGCAAAUGCAGGAGAUCCCACCUGAUUUAGCUGCCUGGCUUCCCGAAGAGGAAAAGAAUAACGAAGAAAAGGCGGAAGACCGCGGUGCAGUUCCUGCAGGCGAGUUUCGUAUACCGCCGCCGAAGGCGGUGAAUGAGUUCUUUGAUAGCGAGACGGAUGUGGACAAGGAGGAGGAAGUGGUGCCAAAGACUCGCGGGACUACUUCUGGAAGGCGGGGACGGGGAAGGGGCAGAGGUCGGGGCAGAGGCAGGGCAACUGCGACUACGACAGCGACUGUUGUGGCUGGAGGGUUGCCUACCCCGGCGACCAACGUAACUCCAGCAGAAGCAACUGGGGUAAACGAGGAAGAGGCCGAUGAAGCACCUCCGCUCACGCCUACUCCGGCUCCACGAGGAAGAGGCAGAGCAGGUCGGAGAGGAGGUCGGGGACGAGGAAGAGGACGGGGACGGGGAAGAGGGGCUGCAGCUGCAGCGGCCGCUUCUACCUCUGCUGCGCCUACGUCGGCGGCGACAACUGAUAAUGUUGUUGAGGUGACUCCUGGUAGCGAGAGCGUUCCUCCUGUACAGCCUAAAGCAGAAACCGAGCCCGAACAAGAACCGGAACCGGAACCAGAAGCAGAGGUGGGACCAGAGGCAGAGGCGGAACAAGAGCAGGAGCAAGGACAGGAAACGCCAUCUCAGUUACCUUCGAAUGAAGUCGACGUUGAUACAUGAUUCACUUUGCUGUGUUUUUGAUUUGUACUUGC